Messenger RNA from Chaetomium fimeti, 1602 nucleotides. RefSeq lists its product as uncharacterized. The transcript is spliced from 6 exons. The record is from RefSeq and is a predicted model, not a curated record. NCBI's taxonomy places the organism in Eukaryota, Fungi, Ascomycota, Sordariomycetes, Sordariales, Chaetomiaceae. Bases 1 to 1602 code for a protein of 533 amino acids.
AUGAAUCCCCCUGGACCCAACGUAAUACCAGUCGAUGAUCUGGUUGAUACCCUAGCCAGCAUCAAGAAGACGGCGUUCAAGGCCGUAGUGGCCGUUUUCUUUACCUUAGCAAUCCUUUCCGUUCUCGCAAGGGCAGGAGUCCGCCUCCACGCACGGCGAGCCCUCGCCCUAGAUGAUUAUGUCCUUUUUACAGGAGCCAUCCUCCUCUCAGGGGGCAUCGGGUUCCUGUACAGCAUCUGCAACAAUCUCUACUUGUCGUCAGCGGUUCGGCUGGAUCCAUCCAUAAUCUCUCGCCUCGACCCCGGGAGAGAAACCGAACUAAUCGACGUGGUUCAAGGAUACCAUUCUUUCGUCGCCAUUGCUUGGACAGCAAUACUUUUGGUCAAACUUUCUUUCCUGGCCUUCUUCCGACGGCAGAUCGGAACGGCCCCCGGUAUCCAGCGGUAUUACUGGGGUGUGGUUGCUCUGACUACAAUAUCAUGGGUGCUCUCCCUCGUAGAGCCGUUCAUCCUAUGUCCCGACCCUGGUUCCGGAUCGUGUAGGGACUCCGAUCCCAUCCUCCGCUCCGCCCUAACCGGCCUCACCACCGGCCUUGACCUGCUAACAAUCAUCCUGACCACAUUCUCCGCCGUCCGCGCCAGUAGAUCCGCCGCGGCCGACCCGCUCCAGACAGCCUUCUGGCUGGCGCUGCAGGCGAGCACCGCCGUGCUGGCGGCGGUGUAUUACUCGGUUUGGGACCGGGUGAGGUUGUGGUUUGGGGUUGGGGAGGGGGGUGGGGAUCGGGGUAGGGCUGGGGAGGGAGAUGUUGAGGCGGGUGGGAUUCAGGGGGGCAGGGUCGAGAUGCUGGGGAUGACGGCGUUAAGGGGGUUUAUGAAAAGAGUUAAGGGGCAUGAGAGGGGGGUGGUGACGGAGGUGUCGCAGCUCGAUACUUUGGUUGGGGAGGACGACGGGGUUCGACCGGUAAAGGAGAAGGCCGAGAGGGUGAGGGGGGAGGUCCGCCAGGUUACUGCUUCCCCUGUGCCUCGGAACCCGCCGAUCGCAUAUCACUACCCGAUGUGGGGACCGCAAUCCACACAUGGCCAGAUCACAACGGAGGAAGAGAUUCGAGCAGGGCAAGAUCUGAUAUGGCUCAAUCCGUCAUUACAGGCGAGCCAAACAAGCUUUGGAGGCGCAACAUUGCAUGAACGAAGAGGUUCGGAACGGAGGGGGUCGGAACGGAGGGGGUCGGAGCCGGCGAACCACAUCGCACAACUUCUUGUUGUUCAUGUAGCCAAGAAGGAAGAUGAUAUCCCCACCGUCCCGCCUUCGCCUAACUUGGUCACCACGCGCCGUAUGCUCUGCCCACGACCCGCACUUCUCGUUGAGCUGCAGCGCCGGCUUCAGGAGGCGCACGCUGUUGAUCAGGAUAAAGCUGGCACCGGAAGUUGGGUACGGUUGCCGCAUAUUCGGCGACGACUCCCACGUGGUUACCCUGUACCUAUGCCCGUUCGGGCCCCUGUACCAAACCGUAGUCCUGCCCAUAGACUUGUACGUCCCGAAAUGAUCGUUGUCGAUGGUUGCGAACCUCUCAACCACCCUAUAGGCACGACCGGAGGGCACUAA